GUAUUUCGCAUUUGACAUUUUUGUUAAGUAGGUAGUCAGUUGAAGAGCACAGAGUACUUAUUAUUAGUGAAUUAGUGUCAUUGGCUAGGUGGUGGUUCUUAAAAUCAGAAAAAUGUUUAUGUGACUAUAUAAAUGAGAAACAUUUUUAGGAAGCCCUAUAAGUCAAAAAGUUAAGAGAAAUUCCUUACAGGCUCUUCUGUGUUAGUUUUGUAGUAUUUAAUUUUGUAGUCGACAAUUCGGAAUAAUUAUUGAUGCGAAUUAAUAUCUACAAUAAAACAUCGACGCGCGUUGAACUUUCGGUCUCGUUUUUAGCAUAUGUGUUUUUUAUUUCCAAUGUAUGGAUGUCUAAAUUUUAAUAAUAUACCAAGGACAUGUUCAUAAUAAAUCUUCAUCAGGCAAGAUAUUUGACAAUUUGUGCGGGCUUUGGAUCAUGCUCUAUUAUUGGCAAUGAACACUUGACCGCAACAUGGAACACCAAGAUGGAUGGAGUGGUGGAGAAACGACUGCAGCUGAGAAUAUUACCGAGCGCUCGCAGACCGAUCGGGAUCGCGUACGAAUUGAAUUCUAUGCUACCUACGACGUCAUGACCGGCGUGCGUAUAGCCGCUACCCUUGGCGGCUUUUUUGCACUAAUGGUCUUUUUAAUCGUUUAUAAGAGCCGGAGUAAAUCUGUGAAAGCUCUGAAUGAUCCAAAAAUCGUAGAAUUAGCCGAAGCGGUUGUGGCUGAAGAGCAAGCUGUAGAGGAAGAAAGGCAAUUGACGGCAGCUUUAGAGGAAGCGCGUUCGGAGCGAGCUCGUUCUCGCCCGUCGAUAGGAGAAAUGCCGCUGUGGACGAGAACUGCGCGGUUUGCUUCCUAUGGUGGAGGUUAUGGUAGCUUAUUAGCACCACCUCGGAGACUUUCAACUUUACGCGGUGAUUCGCUUCCCGGUUCAGCGCUAAGGUUUAGUGAAAGACGAGCCUCGGGAGGGCCUCGUGAUAGGCGAUUAAGCUCGGCUACAUGUUCGAGUUCAGGGAGUUCCUAUUUGGAAAGACGUGGUUCAUCAGUAGUGUGCUCUUUACCGGAACGCCGGUUGUCACCCUGUCCUAGUGAACGGCUCGCGCCGCUGGCAUCGGUCGGUAGCGUGGGUCCGUCGUUUGUGGUGGAAUGUGACCUUGCAUCAGUAGGUGCGGAUUCUGUAUUUGCAGAAGACGAUGCGGACUCUACAGAUGAUGAAGUGGAGCAGUUUUCGACUGAUAGCGGAGGGCCUGAAGCCGGCACGUCCGAGUGCACGGAACUCACAAGUCGGCCGGUACUCCCCAUGCGUAUCGAUCGCGCUUCGCACUCUCGUGAAACGUUAUUCUAGUCGCCGGCGCUUUUCGCUGGAUGUUAUAUGUUAUUUAAAUGUUGAGAUGUCGACUUUUUCGUAUUAAUAUAUUUUUUAUAUAAAUAGAAACAUAUCGAUGUCAGAAUUAUUUGACAUAUCUAUAUUAAUUCACGAUGCCAAACUCUUGUUUAAAUAUUUUUUAUAUAUAAGGCUAAAAAUCUUUUUAUUACUCCGUUAUGCGAACAAAUAUACUGCUUGUGCCUCCGUUUAAUAUAUUUUCACUAAAGUCACGAUUUUCCAACGUAAAUAUGAAACUAUUAAUACGAAUGCGUCGAUAUUUUGAUGUUAAUUGUAUUGUGUAAAUAAUUUGUUUUGUUAAUAAAUUCAUGUAUCGCAAUGUUAAUGUUUCAGAUCAUGAUAGAUUUUUUUCGCGAAUUGAAUUCGGUUCGCGGCAAUUAGUUUAAAAAUAUCUGAAACUGAAUAUCGAAGCUUACUAGUCAAACUCUGAUGCUUUAUAUGUUACCUAGUAUAUAGAAUUAUAUGUACUUAAAAGUAUUAUUUUCAAAUCGGUACUCAUUUUCUAUGAAAUGGCCAAAGAUACGAGAAGACGUAUAUUUUUUGCGAAUAUUAUUUUCUACACGAAACAGGCUUCUCAUAAAACCAUAAAAUAUUUCGAGAGUAUGAAUAUUUCAAAUAAAAAGAGAAUUUUUAAAUGACCGGCGUGAUAGCAAUGUCUUUUUGUUAAAUUUUUCUAUUUCAUUGUUGUUCGUGGGGUUUCGAUACAAAACUGGUAAUGUCACCAACUAGUGUUCUUUUUUAAAAAAUAUUAGAUAAAGUAAUGAUCUGCCGAAUUAGUCUUUAAAAGGCGCAUUAAUAUACUUAAUUGUAAUGAUUAGUGUCAGACCAGGUUUGUUUUUAUUUAUUAAUUUAUUUUCUAUUUAAUACUAAAAUAACAAUAUGUGUUCAUUUAAAAAGUUAUAUACGAAACGUUUUGAACGAACGUGAACGAACGUGAAUCGUUACGGGCUGGUUUCAGUUGGUUCAAUAUAAAUUUUACUUUUUGGGAAGCAGCACCUACGUUUCAUUUGUGUGACCUGAAUCGCAACCGAGUCGCAAACUAUUUCCAUACGGUCCUGCUGCAUGAAAGCAGUCUAAUACAUUGUCGAAUAUGACCCAAGUUUACUUUUCAUUUGAAUGCAAAUUUUCUUAAAUUUGAUUAACAUUUUGAAACACGCACAAGGUAACAUAAUCUUAAAUAGUUUAUUUACUUUUCGGACAAUAAAAUUACAUUUAAAAUAUCUGAUUAGUUUUCUUGAUAGACGAGACGCAGCUUCGCGCUGGUGCAAUUACUUUCUUGAAAAAAAAAAUGGCCGUAAAACAUAGGACAUAUAAAUUUAGCUCGACUGGGUAGGUACCACCCACUCAUCAUAUAUUAUACUGCCACACGGCAGUACUUAGUUUUGUUGUGUUCCGAUUGGUAGGGUGAGUGAGCCAGUGUAACUACAGGCACAAGGUACAUAACAUCUUUGCUCUCAAGGUUGGUGGCACAUCGGCGAUGUAAGGACGGGUUUAUAAUUUUACAGCUCCAAUGUUCAUGGGUGGUGGUGACCACUUACCAUCAUCUGUCCCAUUAAACUAUGUUGUAAAUAAAAAAUGUAUAGGUAAAAGACCUACAGUCCGAUAUAGGCGUUCUCUCGUCUUGUGGUGAAGGAUAGGAUCUCAUUUCGCAAAAAUACUUCAAUGCGGGUCGGUGAAUGUGGUUACACAUAUGGCAGUUUAUUUGGUUAAGAGAAAUAUGUUCUCACUAUGAGAACAUCAAGGCUCUUAAAUCAUUAAUAUUUAAUUUUCCAAUCGAACCAUUCACCUACACCUAUUAAACUAUUCACUUACCGCUAAUAUAUUGUAACGUAAGCGUUGCAUUGUUUUUAUUAUUCUUUCAUUCAAACAUCGUUUUAUCUGAAACUAGUAAUAUAAAUUAUAAUGUUCAAAGGAAAAAGUUUAUAUCUGUGAAAAGGUUUGAAUUACUUUGUUUUAAGGAAAAAACACUAUGAUGAUUAAUAUUUUGAACAAACAAAAUAUCAGCUAACGUUAUUAGCAGCACUUGGACUUGUCUGUCAUAUUAUUUAUGUUUAUUAAAAUAUACCUCUUGAUUUUAAAUUAGCAAUGAAAAAAUCUAAAUGUCGCUCAAAGCUUUUGCGAUUAUAAUAAUAAAUACUUUCUUAAAAUAUUUUUUUAAAUUUGAAACAAAGAAUUAGAGUACCUAUCAGAAAAAAAGGAUAGGUAUAUGCCCUAUGUAAAGCUUUCCUUGUAUUAAAUUUUCACGUAAGUUACAAUAUUUAAGAGUCCGAUUGAAAUGUUGAUAAUAUUGAUGUACAGUCCGUAAUGAAUCCAAUAUUCUUUUUUUAAAACUUAAAUAGUAUAAUAGUUGGAAGACGUAUUAAUUCGUUGAGUAGCGCGCUGGGUUGAGAAUCCUAUACCUCAAUAAGAAAAGUAACAUUUUGUAAUUGUAAAAUAGUCGUGUAAAAUGUUAUGUUAUAGACGGGUAAAAUUGUAUAAUGAUAACGCUUGAGUAAUAAAGCUAUCGUCACUAUAUGGUGUAGAUCUUAGAAAGGAAUGUUUUUUUAUCAUUAUAGGUUGUUAUAAAAUUUGUAAGCGAAUGUUAAAAUGAAUGUUACCUAUUGCUGUUUGUGUAGAAGGCUAAUAUAAAAAAAGAGAUUUGUCUUAGUAAUAAAAUUAUGGCUUCUUGGUAAAAAAAUAUGCCAAAACACAAGUGUGAUAUCGGUCGUGUUAGCGAGUAGUUUUGGAAGGUUUGUUAAAAAGGCAAAGUUAAAAUUUAUUGCAUAUUUGAACUAUUUUGGACUAUAAGCAAAACUCGAAACUUAUUUCCACAGAGGAAAAUAACUUUGAAAACAGGGAUUUUUACUCUGCCUGCUAAAUUAUUCAUAUUAUUUUUAAUGUAUAGUAAUCGACAGUUGUUGACAGCUUUUAGAUGAGUCGUUUUUAUUAACUAUGUAUCUGAUGCAAUAUGUAUGUAUGUAUAUCUGAAAAAUCCACGAACUUUUCAUGGCAUUUUAAACUGUAGAUAGUACUAACUCGGUAGGGUAGUCGUCAAGUCAAUUUUAAAUUGUAUAUUUGUACUAUAGUGUUUGAAUCAUCCCUUACACACUAAAAGGGCACACGAGAAAAUUCGUCCUUCGAACAAUAACUAUUAAUGGGAGGGGCGGCCUAAUAAAUUACUGCUUGUACCUACGGAUACACUACGAAUAUCACUUGUCAAGGAUACUGCCACUGUUCUCUCGUUUAGUAACAAUGUAAUACGCACACCGGGGUUUUAUUGAUUCUAGUGUGCCGAUCCCGUCUACCGCGGGCCCAGUAGAUCAACUAACACAGAUCGUUUUUAUUACGAAUUAGAUUUACGUGUUAGUUUAUGUAACUGUUCGUUGCUCGAAUUAAAAAGAGCUCCCAGUAGCCUGUAAAAUGUUGAAAUGUAUGUAAAAAAUAUUGUAAAUAUAAAACACAACUCAA
Molecule: messenger RNA, 4828 nt
Organism: Vanessa tameamea
Lineage: Eukaryota; Metazoa; Arthropoda; Insecta; Lepidoptera; Nymphalidae
Exons: 2
Coding region: 467-1342 (291 amino acids)
Source: RefSeq, a predicted model, not a curated record